Cannabis sativa is the source of this 506-nucleotide messenger RNA. RefSeq lists its product as uncharacterized. NCBI's taxonomy places the organism in Eukaryota, Viridiplantae, Streptophyta, Magnoliopsida, Rosales, Cannabaceae. The record is from RefSeq and is a predicted model, not a curated record. The coding region runs from base 132 to 506 and encodes 124 amino acids. The transcript is spliced from 2 exons.
UCGUUAAUGAAUUAGCUGCAAAAGAUUAUGAGGAACUGAUCAAGGAGCUUGAUAGGAAGCGACUUGAACGACAAUCCCAGAGCGAUACUGGGACUGAAUCUGAAUCUGAUACUGGUUAUCAGUUUGACGUAAUGGAAACAGUUCUAGGCCAAAGAUCUGACUAUCAAAGAGGCGUGGGUAAAAGGCUCAAGGGCAAAGGAAAGAAACCAAUCCCUCAAACUCAAUCAACGGUGCCUCCCCAACCAACUACUGAAAUGAUGAGCACCGUGGCAGAUAUAUUCUCAGCUAUGCGUGCCACUUGGGGGGGUAAUUUGACGCCUGAACAACGUGCCCAAAUAUUUAACCCACGCUUUGACAAUUUCGUUCAAACGUAUAGUCAAUCGCAGUCGCCUGGUGGUUCGUCUUCUCAGAGUCAUGCCGCUCCUCCGGAACAGCAACAACAACCUCCUACGCAACCACAAUUUCAGCCUUCCUCGCAACAACAAUUCCAAAAUUUGUCACAGUAG